GCGCAGCAGCUGCAGUGUAUGAUGGCCAUCUUUCGGGUGCUAUGUCUGUCUCCUCAGAAUCGUCCGGAUGGUUGGUUGGAGCAGCUCCGUCAGGACCCUUCCUCACACCGAACGGGCCUUCGCCAGGCCAUGUUAGAGUCGUUCUGAAAGGGUUCUUGAGUCGGGGGCCUGCUGCCGCGGUUUGGGAAUGCGAAUGUUGUAUUUAGUUGCUUUCGGAUGGCAAAACUUUUUAGGGAUUGAUUGCUUCGCACCUCUAUAAGCUUUUUUCCUCGCGGCAAUUCGAGAAUGUCUUCGUCCCUGGCGUUGAAAACACGGAUGAAGAAUGCAUUAAGCCGCUAUAAGGACACUGUUUGGGGCCAACUGCUACGUAGCGCGAUCAGCGGCCAGGCAAUGCAGUCGACAAGAGAUUGUGGUAUUGAAUACCGAUCCUCUGGGCAGAUUGCCACCUUUGACUCCUGUUCUAAAGAAGAAGUCACAGAGAGAGUGUGGAAAGGGGACUAGGUGACACAACCGACCCGCGGGGCGAUAGCAAGUCUGCCGGCUGUGGUUUCACGAAGCUUCACCAGCUGCCCAAAAGGAUGUUCUGUUGGGUCGCGCCGACCAAUAUAUCGUCCGAGUUGAUGAUGAGCAACUUUCCCGAGCGGAUAACCCUGGUCAUUCAGAAAUCUUUCAAUGUACUGAUAUUGCACAUCAUAGACUCCGCCUGCCACUCAUUGUAUAAGGAGAGUCACUAGCAGAGCAGAGCAGGAAGAUGGCACCCAAGCUCGAGAUUCUCAUAG
Trichoderma virens Gv29-8 is the source of this 779-nucleotide messenger RNA. RefSeq lists its product as uncharacterized. NCBI's taxonomy places the organism in Eukaryota, Fungi, Ascomycota, Sordariomycetes, Hypocreales, Hypocreaceae. The coding region runs from base 286 to 501 and encodes 71 amino acids. The transcript has a single exon. The record is from RefSeq and is a predicted model, not a curated record.